Colletotrichum chrysophilum is the source of this 582-nucleotide messenger RNA. RefSeq lists its product as uncharacterized. The record is from RefSeq and is a predicted model, not a curated record. The transcript is spliced from 2 exons. Lineage: Eukaryota; Fungi; Ascomycota; Sordariomycetes; Glomerellales; Glomerellaceae. The coding region runs from base 1 to 582 and encodes 193 amino acids.
AUGGCUUCUGUCACUCAGCUUUGCGAGUACUGCUCUCUCAUCGACUUUAGCUACCUCCGCAAUCCUACUGCAGCCGAGAUCGACUCUCUCAACGCUGGCGAAAGGCCUACUGAGGACCGAUUCCCUCUCAAGUUUGGCCAACCCAUCGAUGGCGACCCGAGUUGGACCUUGGGUCGUGCGGACCGAAUCCGUGCCUCUGCGGACACCUGUGUCUUUUGCAAAGCUGUCGAAGAGGUCCUUAUUCAGUAUGAAGAUGAGCUGACAAAAUUAGAGGCGGUUGGCUUGAAGGAUCCUUUGUGCUAUGCUACAUGUGACAUUGCCGGGGCCUUACAACCUCCGAAGGCUACUGCUUGGGAAGGAGCUCAGCCCGGAGAGGCGAAUCCGGAGUUCAUCAUGAGACGUCUGGCAAUUUACUUCAUUCCGUUCGACGAGAACAGCACAAAUGGACUAAAUCCUGGACGCGUGGGCUUCAAGAAGGCGUCUUGGAAGCGGAUAUUUCACUGUUUUCAGACGAAACGCACACCUCAUCGUGUGGUUCUGCACAAGUGGAAGAUCGAGACGAAGAUCAAGACGGAGGUGUAG